UUUGGCGCGAGCCAGUCGUGGUAUUCAGCUCGCUAGAGCCGGUCGCGCGCCGAAAAAAAAGGCGGGAAAAAUCAGUGCAGUGACUUUUUAUUAUCUGUGUGUGUGAUAAAUCAAAAUGUCACCAAAAAAAGCAGCUGAAGAAGACUGCGAUGACCUAAAAGCGGACGUAGAAGUCGAAGGUGGCAAGGAUGCCGGAGCCCUGGAGGCCAAGAUGUCCCUCCUCAACGGAUGCACAGUUAUCGUGGGCUCCAUCAUCGGGAGUGGCAUCUUCGUGUCUCCGACAGGGGUACUGAAAGGGACAGGGUCGGUGAACGCUAGUCUGCUUGUAUGGGUGGCUUCUGGAAUCUACAGUAUGAUCGGUGCUUACUGCUACGCAGAACUGGGAACCAUGAUUCGACAGAGCGGCGCGGACUACGCAUACAUCAUGGAGACAUUCGGGCCCUUCGCUGCUUUCGUUCGGCUGUGGAUCGAAUGUAUGAUCGUCAGACCCUGCUCCCAGGCUAUAGUGGCGCUAACGUUCAGUGUGUACGUGUUAAAGCCGAUCUUCCCCGAGUGUGAGCCUCCAGCGGAAGUGACCCGGCUACUGGCUGCCUGCUGCAUACUGCUCCUGACUUUCAUAAACUGCUGGUCAGUCCGAGCUGCCACGCGCGUGCAGGACUGGUUCACGUACGCCAAGCUCCUAGCACUCUUCGUCAUCAUCGGAGGCGGCAUUUACCAGCUGUGCAGAGGUCAAACGCAGCAUUUCACGUUCGAGGGGACGUCGAGUGACGUCACAUCCAUCUUUCUCUCGUUCUACUCCGGACUCUUCGCUUAUAACGGAUGGAACUACCUGAACUUCAUCAUCGAAGAGCUAAAGGACCCCGUCCGGAACCUGCCGCGCGCCAUCGGCAUCUCCGUCGCUUUGGUCACCGUCGUGUACACAUUCACCAAUGUCGCUUUCUACACUACGCUCUCUCCCACGGAGAUGUUAGGAACCCCAGCAGUAGCUGUGAUGUUCGCUGAGCGCUUGUUUGGAGCGUUUGCGCUCUCCAUUCCACUGUUCGUAGCAGCUUCUACUUUUGGCGCUGUCAACGGCGUGCUUCUGACUUCUUCCCGCCUGUUCUACGCCGGCGCGGCUCAAGGCCAGAUGCCGGAGAUGCUAACCAUGGUGUCAUCUCGCGCUACUCCAGCGCCUGCCGUGCUCGCCGUGGCGAUGUUGUCCUUGAUGUACCUCAUGAGCUCCGACAUCUUCGUGCUCAUCAACUAUGUAGGCUUCGCUACCUGGUUGAGUAUCGGAGCAGCGGUGGUGUGUCUGCCCGUGCUGCGGUGGACGCGGCCCGAACUUGAUCGUCCCAUCAAGGUCAACCUCUUCUUCCCUGCAAUAUACAUCAUCGCGACUCUUCUCGUGGUGAUCGUGCCAGCGAUAGCGUCGCCCGCUGAGACCGGCAUAGGCUGUCUCAUGAUUCUUACUGCUGUCCCUGUCUACCUCCUCCUGCUGCACCCACGCACCAAGGUGCGGGGCCUGUCGUCUCUCACCACGUCAGCAACUCAUCUCAUACAAAAGCUGACAUUGGCAGUUAGACCGAAGACGAAGUGAACGGUUCACGGACGCAAGAUUCUAGCUCACAUAUCCGACCAUUCCCAAUGCAUUCCAGUGAUCAAAGAACUAUCAAAUGUACGUAAUAUUAAAAAUAAUGUAAACCACGAAAUCAACAAAAUCACGAAUAGCGUAGGCUUCCAAAAAAAAAUAUACACGGCCGUUUUCAUUGUCUCUGGUAACUUUAGUCAUGUCAGUGUAAAAAAAAAUAUAGUCAAUGUUGCCAGUGUUCUAUUUCAUGUUAGGAGCGUUUGGCAAGCAUUUUCCGUCAGUAGAA
Molecule: messenger RNA, 1853 nt
Organism: Cydia amplana
Lineage: Eukaryota; Metazoa; Arthropoda; Insecta; Lepidoptera; Tortricidae
Product: large neutral amino acids transporter small subunit 1
Exons: 13
Coding region: 116-1576 (486 amino acids)
Biological process (GO): amino acid transmembrane transport
Cellular component (GO): membrane
Molecular function (GO): L-amino acid transmembrane transporter activity
Source: RefSeq, a predicted model, not a curated record